GUUGUUGUAUUCUAUAGAAUGUUGAAUUAUGUAGCAAUUAAAUACAAAAAUAUGAAAUAAUCUAUCAAGAUAUAAAGGUAUGAGGCUAAGAUGGAUAUCAUUCAAAAAUGGGAAGAGAUGAAUGAAAUUUAUUGUUUCAAUAAAAAGUCUGAUAAAAACAACUAUGAUAUAUUCUGCUUUCUUUGCAAAAAGCAAGUAACUGGUCAAAAUGAAAUUUUAAAACAUUGUAGAACUGGUACGCACAAAGCUGAAUCUGAAAGAAUCAUGCGAAAGAAGAAAAGACACUUUGAAGCUAUGAAUAAUAAGUAUGAGUUUCAAUUGAACAAUAUAUUGGAACAACAGCUGUUGACAACACAGUAUUUAACAAAAGAAGAUCUAAAUUUGAGAGAGGAAGUAUGUAAACGAUUUGAAGAAUGCCUAAAAAAGAUGAUUGCUCCAGAUCUACACUGUCGUUUGUAUGGUUCCUCAUUAACAUUGCUUGGGUUUAAAGAUUCAAAUGUUGAUAUUGACAUCAAAUUUGAUAUGCAGAAAAUGAUAGAGUUUAAUCCAUUGAUAUCGGAUCCUCUAUGUUUUUUUUCUUUUGUAGUGGAAGUGAUUCAAAAGCAAAAGUCUCUUUAUUCAGAUCUUGAGGAUAAUCUCAAUAUGAAAAAUCCCAAUAUUAAAUUUAAGGAAAUAAAAAGUGGACUUUCAUGCUGCAUAGCUCCCUUUUACAGUAAGUGUUAUCAAACAUCUGAUUUAAUAAUCAAGUACACCAAUGCUGAUAAGAGAUGCGCUAAACUGGCUAUGUUAAUAAGAAUGUGGAGCAAGGUUUGUGGUCUGGACAAUGCUGAUAAUGGAGGAUUAUCACCAUACUGUUUUGUAUUAAUGGUAAUUAAUUAUCUUCAACAUACCGAGCCACCUGUCCUUCCUAUAAUAAAAGUUACUGGUUGCGAACAUGAAGUUAAUAAGUUAGUUGACCAGGAAAAUGAAGACAUGUACUCAAUACCUAAUGAUGAAGUUCAAUGUUGGAGUAGUAAGAAUAAUGCUUCUAUUGCUGUUUUGUUCAUUGGUUUUUUACAUUAUUUUUUGGUAACAUUUCACCAUCAAACUAAGAUUGUUAACAUUAGACAGCAUGCACCUCUCUUGCGUUCCCUUAGAAGAUAUGGUAGUCGACGGCUUGUUAUUGAAGAUCCAUUUAUAAGCAAUCAAAAUGUUGGCAAAUCUUUAGGAUCACAACUAGUGAUGAACUUUCUUACAAAAUGUAUGGAAAUAACAUACAAGUACUGCAUUUCUUUCAAAAAUAGAGUUGAAUCACAUUUUAUGAAAGAGAAUACAGAGCUGAAAGAAAACGAUGGUGAAAAUAAACUUGAUAAUGGUCAUCAUGAUUUAGAAGAAAAGCUUGAUGAGGAGCAAGUCAUACAUUUUGCUGUAAACAAGGUUUUAAAGGAAUUGUUAAAUAAUGUUGCAAAGGAAAUUUCAUGCAUUGCAUCUUUCCACUUUCGUACCACAAGUUUUUCCCCAAAGACUCCAUUUCCAAAGUUUUGCUCUUCGUGUAAAUCAGAUGGUCAUGGUCACACUACUUGUGAAGUUGAGAACUUCAUAGUAAAACCUUUGCAACCUUUAAAUAAAGCUAAUAUAGAUAUUCUUGAUCAAGUUUGUGUAGAAGUUAUGACCACUUGUGAAAUGACUGGCACAGAAUUUGAUUUUCGAUUGAAGAUCUUGAAGAAAACUGAGAAUCAUUUUAAGAAGAUUUUUGAUGAUAGUUGCCGUCUUUCAUUGUUUGGUUCUUCUGUGAACGGUUUUGGUUUUCGAAACUCUGAUUUGGACCUAUGUCUACGCUUUGAAACUGAUACUCCACCAAAAGAUUUAAAUUAUCAACGUACUAUUGGUCUGAUAGAAAAUGCAUUAAAAAAAAGUUCAGACUUUUCUAAAGUAUUUUCUAUAAAGUCUGCCAAAGUUCCAAUUGUUAAGUUUUGUUUAAGAAAUGGCGAUAUUGAUGGCGACAUUAGUUUAUACAACUGCUUAGCAAUCGUUAACUCCAAAUUGCUAAAAACUUAUGCAAUGAUCGACACUAGAGUUCGAAUUAUGGGUUACUGCAUCAAGUAUUUUGCAAAAAUUUGCAACAUAGGUGAUGCUUCUCGUGGUAGCCUCUCUUCAUAUGCAUACAUUUUGUUAAUGUUAUAUUAUCUACAACAUUGUGAACCACCAGUUGUUCCUGUCUUACAAGAGCUUGCAGUUGAUAAAAGAAAGACAGUCUUGAUUGAUGGAAAGGAUACGUGGUUUUUUGAUGAUAUUCAAAAUCUUGAUAAUGUGUGGAAAGAUUAUGGAAAAAAUAAACAAUCCAUAGCAGAACUUUGGAUUGGUUUUUUUAACUUUUACGUUGAAAAGUUUUCUUUCAAACGCAGUGUUAUAGCUAUUCGACAAAAAAACUCUAUUUCAAAGUUUCAGAAAUCAUGGCUGCGUUACUCUGUUGCAAUUGAAGAUCCUUUUGAUCUUGACCAUAAUUUGGGCGCAGGGAUUACAGAUAAUAUGUAUAAAUAUAUUAUAUCAUGCUUCAAAAAGGCUCGCUUACACUUUGGCUCUCCUUUAUCCAAUUCAACAAAACUCAGCAUGAAAGAAUAUUACUUUGAUCGUUCUUGUUUUACAGAUGAUAUUGUUCCAAAUGAUAGAUGUUGUCGCAUUUGUGGUAAGAUUGGCCAUGUUGCUACAAAUUGCAGAGAAGUUAGCGAUAGUGAUGAGAAUGGUGAACAAAAAUCUCCUACUAAAGAUAUGGGUUUGAGAUGCCAUAAAUGUAACCAAAGAGGUCAUCGUAAACAAGAUUGCACUUUUCAAGAUCGUCGUCAAAGACAAGACAGUGACUCAAGAAAUCAAAAAUGGCGUGACCAUCAAACAAACGGUCAAGAAAAGCCAAUUGCAAACGAAACAAAAAUGCAACGCCUUUUACCAAAAAAACGUGAAGAUAUUUUAAUUAAAGAAAAUGAUAAUAGAGCUAAUGGUACUAAAAAGCAACCAAAGGGGUUAAAUGAAGAAAUGUUUCAAGGGCUAUCUCCAGUUAAGCAAAUUAGUUCUGCAUAUAGUAAUUUUCUUGGAAAGCAAUCUUCUGUACAACAUGUUUUACCUCAACAACUACAUUACAAUGUUUCAAAUUUUCUUUUUAAUUCUUAUGGUGUUAGUAAAACACCGCCAAAUUUGCCUCCCCCACCUCAAAAUUUGUCUAAUCAUCAACUAAAAAGUUUCCCUUAUAUAGAUCCUUCAUCAAUAGAACAAUUCAAACAAUUGAAUCUUAACGAAGUUAAACAAAUUUCUCACCAUCAACCUCAGUCUACCAACGAGUUAGAACGGAAGAAUCUGUUCCCUUUAUCUCCUUUAAACGUAGGAAUAUCUCAGGCGUAUCUACCAAAUAAUAUGAAUUCGUCAACUAAAGAGUCAUAUCUUCAUUCGCAACCAAGUCUUGAAGUUCGACGAGACCAGUCAGCUGACAAAAAAAAAAAAGAUCAGUCAGCUGAUAAAAAGAGAAGAGACCAGUCAGCAGAUAAAAAAAAAACAGUUCGAUCAGCAAACGGAAAAAGAGAUCAGUCAGCUGAGAAAACUAAUGAAAGAGAACGGGUAAUUGAAAACAGAAGAGUUGUGGCAAAAAAUGACGCAGUUAUUCAAUCUGAUAUACGUGAUGCAGGUAACACAAAAUCCGUUAGUAAUCGAAAUGAUGCUAGUCUUGGUUUCUCUAAUACGAAAUCGCUCACAAAUCAAAGUAAUAAUGGACGAGACAUCUCUAAUAGAAAUCAAAAUAAUGUUAAGGGAGACGUCUCUAAUAGGAACCCAGCUGGAAGAGACAUCUCAAAUAGAAAUCAAAAUAAUGUUAAGGGAGACGUCUCUAAUAGGAACUCACCUGGAAAUCAAAUUUAUGUCAACAAAGAUGUCUCUAAUACCAAAUCAUCUAAUAAUCGGCAUGGUCCUAGGAGUGAUAUUUUUAUGAGCCCGAUAGAUUACCGAUUUGAAGAAUUAUUUACCAAUAAUCCAAAUAAUUUAAGUAUUAAUCAAACACCGUCAGGAAUUCCUCCUGCGAGCCGCAAUAAUCGUGGGAAGCGUAAAAAAUAGUGUGGUUGUUUUUAGUAUAUUUUUUAAAGUUUUUAUUGAUGUUGUCUUAGGA
This is a messenger RNA of Hydra vulgaris (swiftwater hydra), 4126 nucleotides long. RefSeq names its product terminal uridylyltransferase 4. Gene Ontology annotation, molecular function: zinc ion binding; nucleic acid binding; RNA uridylyltransferase activity. The record is from RefSeq and is a predicted model, not a curated record. Lineage: Eukaryota; Metazoa; Cnidaria; Hydrozoa; Anthoathecata; Hydridae.